This is a messenger RNA of Drosophila miranda, 3719 nucleotides long. RefSeq names its product failed axon connections (gene fax). Lineage: Eukaryota; Metazoa; Arthropoda; Insecta; Diptera; Drosophilidae. The transcript has 5 exons. The record is from RefSeq and is a predicted model, not a curated record. The coding region runs from base 291 to 1559 and encodes 422 amino acids. Gene Ontology annotation, cellular component: cytoplasm.
GCAGUAGCUCACAUCUUCCAAUUUUUUUGAACUGCGCGGUUGGGUUUGCGUCUGGUUGGUGUUAACGUUAACGGCACUUAUUCCGACUUCCGACUGAACAGAGAGAGAUCCUGUAUUCCUGUAUUAACCGACCCGAGUGUCUUGUGGUAAUUUUUUUCAAUCCCCCCCGCUAUAUAGUAGUGGGUCGCGUCAGUGUGUAUAAGUGUUCCUGUGCAUUUGAGCAAGGAAAAGUGUGAAGAAUCUGUUAGCUGAAAGAAAGCGCAACUUUAAAGAGAAAAAGCAGAAACGAAAUGGCCACCGAAGUAGCCCAAAUACCCGCUGAGGAAACGCCUGCCGUUGCGGCGCCCACAGAGAAGCCAGCCUCCGAACAGGCGGAAAAACCUGCUGCCAGCGAGCCUGCUGCUGCCGCGCCCGCCGUCGCUGCUCCGGCUGAAAACGAAAACGCCCAAGGAAACAAAGAGGACGGCAAGGCGGCGUCCAAGGAAAACGCUGAUGGUGCCGCAGACGGGGAGGCCAAGAAGGACGGAGAGGCAGCGGCUGCCGCAGCGCCGGCCAAAUCGGAGGCCCCUCCCGCACAAAAGUUCAAUGUGCACAAGACCAACUUCGAGAAGGACAUCAUCUAUCUGUACCAGUUCUCCAGGACUCCAUUGCUGCCGUCGCUGUCGCCCUACUGCUUGAAAGUUGAGACCUGGCUUCGUCUGGUCGGUCUCAAGUACGAGAAUGUCGAUCAUAAGAUGCGUUUCCGCUCGAAGAAGGGUCAGUUGCCUUUCAUCGAGCUGAAUGGAGAGGAAAUCGCUGAUUCGGCCAUUAUCAUCAAGGAACUGUCGUCCAAAUACGAGAAGAAUCUGGAUUCCGGCCUAACCGCCGAGCAGCGCAACGUGUCGUAUGCCACCAUCGCCAUGCUGGAGAACCAUCUCAUCUGGAUCAUCUUCUACUGGCGCGCCAAGUACCCGGACAGUGUGCUCAAGGGCUACAAGGUCAAUCUGCAGCACGCCCUCGGAUUGCGUCUGCCCAACUCCAUCUUGAACUUCUUCUUCAAGAUAACCUUUGGUCGCAAGUGGUUCCAGGGCACGAAAAAGUUGAAGGCGCAUGGCAUCGGCGUCCACAGCGCCGAGGAGAUCGAGGAGUUCGGCAAGGACGACCUAAAGGUCCUCAGCGAGAUGCUCGACUGUAAGCCGUUCUUCUUCGGCGACGAGCCAACCACCCUCGAUGUGGUGGCCUUUGCGGUGCUCUCGCAGCUCCACUAUCUGUCCAAGGAUAUCGCGUACCCGCUGCGCGACUACAUGACCGAGAAGUGCCCCAACUUGAUUGGACACGUGUCGCGCAUGAAGGACAAGUGCUUCCCCGACUGGGAUGAGAUCUGCACGAAGCUGGACCUCAAUGCGCACAUUCCCAAGCCAGAACCCGAGACCAAGGAGGGCAAGGAAGGUGGCGAGCAGGAGAAAUCAAAUGAGCAGGAGGGCCCCGAGGGCGAUAAGAUCGAGAAGGAGUUGGAGAAGGACAAGUCGAAUGAGAAGGAGUCGACCGAGGAGAACAAAGAGAAGGAGGAAACAAAGUAAAUUCGCCGUUAGUUGUAUUCAUAUGUAUAUCCCGAUAUAUAUACAUAUAUACAUAUGCAGACGAGUCGGAAAGUCGAAGGAACGAAGGAAGAAAGGAGACACCCACAUACACACACAUUAUAUAUAUAUACAUAUGUAGUACGAUACUAUAUAGUAAGGCCCUAUAUAGCUAGGCGCUGCGCUCUCAUAUAUAAGCAUUCAGACAUCGGACGACAAGCGUUUUCUAAGAGAAGAGAUCAGUAUAGAAGAAGACCCAUUUACAUUUAAAGUGAAAACGAAAGAAAAACCUAGGACAACUGUAAAGCAAAAAGCAGGCACAGACACAGAACUCUCACCAUCAGCAUCCGCAACAGAACGAUCGAUCCACUAAGUAAAACGAAAAGCGCAAGCAAAUGCGGAAAAACGUAAAACAAAAAAGUAAAAAAAACGUAUAUAUAUACAAUAACGUAACGUAAAAACUUUGGACAUCUUUUUUUUAUAUAUAUACACGAUGACGUUUGUAUUACAAGAACAACAAAACAAAAAACCACAAAAAAUUAACAAAAACAAAAAAACCAAAAAACCCAAAAAAAAAAAACAAGAACCGUAAAAAAACAUUUAGUAUAAAAUUAUAAAAGUUUAUACGUAUAAAUAUUAAGAGGAGAGGACGACGGACAGAGGGAAAGAAAUUAUAAAAAAUUAGUUAAAGAACUCGAAUAAAACAUAAAAGGAGAAGAAGAAGAAGAAAAAGAAGUGAGCAAAACGUGAGCAAAAAAUGAGAGAGUAAAGAAAAGGAAGCCAGAACAGAAGAUCAUACAAUACACGCAUUAAUCAUUAGUUUACAUUCAAAGGCGAUCUAUAUAAUACACACAUACACACUCUACACUCUCAUCCAGAUACACACACUAACACAGACACACAGCUACACUCACAUAUAGCAUAUGCAGCAAAAAAUUGCAAAAGAACACGAUGGUAUUGUUUACUCUUCCAAAAUUUGAUUAAGCUUAAAGUAAAUCCCGGAACAAGUACGAUGGAAUGGGUAGGACGAUUAUAUUAUACAUAUAUAUGAUAUGGUAUAUGAUAUGAUAUAUAGUGAUGACGAUGAUGAUGAUAAUGGCGUUGUAGUUGGGAUGGAAUGCAAUGGGAAUGAGAAUGGGAAUGGUAUAGGAAUGAUAUAUAGUAGGGUUGAUAUGGAUAUGUGUAGGGGAUUGGGUUUGGGCCCCCGUUUGCCGGCAAUUAAGUUUAUUUUUUAUAUAUAUAUGAUUGCAAAUAGUAAUUUCUGAUUCUCGUGUGCAAAUAAUUAAACGAAACAAAAAUGGAUACAAAUUUAUUACUUAUAAUUAUAUACAUAUAAAACCCUUAUAUAACGCCCAUUAUGCAUAUGUGUACAUGUGUAUAAACAAAAGAAAAAAAAAAACGCAAAACAAACAAAACGAAAAUUGCAUAACGCAUAAAGAUACAUUGUAUGUUGGUUCUUCUAUUAUUAUUAUAUAUUAUUAUACUUUAACGAUUAUAAAUACUAAUAUGAUUUACCCCCAUAGUCCCUUUCGUAUGGAUCUGCUCAGAGCAUUGGCUUUAUCGAUGUUUUUAACACACACACAAUCAACAAACAAAUCAAAACCAAUUCGAACCAAAAAAAACUAUUGAUCUAAACAAAAAAAUACUCGGCACUAACAUACGAAAAGAACAAAAUUUAUGAUAAUUUUUUGUAUAUUCUCUUUGUUUUUUUUUUUUUGGUACGUCCAUUCAAUUUUAGUUUGUCAACGUUUUGUCCUAAGUUAAAAUUAUGUUUAUGAUUCUGAUUAUGCAAAUAUAUAUAUAAAUAUGAACCUUAUUUCUACUGUAAUUAACGCUGCAACCACCACCCGCAACCCACAAGCCCCAAGCCACAACAAACCACGAGCCACAAGCAAAGCAAAGAAUCAUAUAAAACACCCCACACGAACCCACACAACUGUAGGAGGAAGAAGGACAACUCGAUGAACUCAUGCAAUUCUCUCUCCGGGGGCGAAUCGUUCUCUCUCUCUGUUUCUCUCGAACACUCUUUUCCUUGAAGGCGUUGCCUUGCCCCACUGGAAUGGUUGGUUUACCUUUACGGUUAAUGUUUUCGUUGUUGCUCUGCUUUCGCACUCAUCUUUCCGCCCCGUCCAUUCAUCCCGAAGAAUCAAUACCCCCUCCCCG